This is a messenger RNA of Porites evermanni, 1065 nucleotides long. Lineage: Eukaryota; Metazoa; Cnidaria; Anthozoa; Scleractinia; Poritidae. The record is from the annotation of a GenBank genome assembly.
AUGGCUGAUGAUGAAUCAUACGCGUCCACGAUGUCAGGAAGAGCUAGAAUUGUCAUUGAAAUGGUGAUAUUUAUUUGCAUCAUUUUAACAACGGCGAUAGGCAACUCACUGGUUUGCAUUUCUGUUAUCAAAUUCCGCCAUCUUCGGACAAACACGAACUUCAUACUGCUAAGCUUAGCUUUCACAGACCUAAGCAUGGUUAUUAUUAUGGUUUUAAAUGCAGCAACGACAGUGACUGAGAAGUGGAUCUUUGGAGAAUGGGGUUGUCAAGCCAUCGCUUCAAUUGGUCUCUCGCUCUCCUUCAUUUCAAUUCUUCACUUGUGUUUCCUAAGCGUGGAUCGCUACAUCGCUAUCCAAAAACCAUUUCGUUAUCAAUUCAUUAUCACUAAAAGGAGGGUCAGAAACAUUUUACUGCUGAUUUGGCUGUCUGUAGCCGUUUUGACGAACAUCCCACUAGCAGAUUUUGAAUUCAGGGCUUAUACCUAUGGAUGCACUGAGUUAAAAAGCAACAAGCCAUCUUCGCCGUAUAUCUUUUUUCUCGUCUCAGUAUUUGUAAUCAUACCCUUCGCAAUAAUUUUCUUCUCCAACAUCGUUGUUUUUAGAACAGCUUUCAGGCAAGCGAGACAGUUGAGUCGAGAAGAGCGAAGGCUAAGAGAGUCCUUGGCAGACAUUUGCGACGAAGAUGAAACACAACAGGAAAAAUCACCGGAAACACAUUCUAUGAAAAGAGAAAUCAAGUCUGCGCAAACUUUUGCCCUUGUUAUUGGGCUGUUUCUUUGUUGUUAUACACCUUUCUACACUGCGGGUACUUACAGAAAGAUUGCUGGAUCUGUUAAAGUGCCACCUAGGGUUAUAUUAAUAACGAUGUGGAUUGCUUUUGCCAACUCGUUCUGUAACCCGAUUGUUUAUGCCUUACGGUAUUUGCCAUUUCGUGAGGCGUUCAAAACUUUAAGUUCUUGUAGACGGAAAGGCAAUUAUAAUUGUGCUUAUCCGCCAUAUUCUUCUUGGGUACGUGAAAGACAAGGGACUGCUUUGUCAGCUUUAUCGAACAACUCGGUUCAGUGA